Molecule: messenger RNA, 539 nt
Organism: Sciurus carolinensis (gray squirrel)
Lineage: Eukaryota; Metazoa; Chordata; Mammalia; Rodentia; Sciuridae
Product: synaptonemal complex protein 3-like
Exons: 4
Coding region: 37-348 (103 amino acids)
Biological process (GO): meiotic cell cycle; spermatid development
Cellular component (GO): synaptonemal complex
Source: RefSeq, a predicted model, not a curated record
GAAGAAUAUUCUCAGCAGUUUGCGACUUUGGUUCAGAUGUGGAAUCUAGAUGUGAAGAAAGUCAAGGAACAAGGAGAAAAAUUAGCUAGUAUCUUCCAGCAACAACAAAAGGCUUUCCAACAAUGUCAACUUGUUCAGAGCCAGAAAAUGAAAGCCUUUAGAGAGUUAUGUGAGCAGUUCUUGGAGAGUCUGCAGGACCUAGAGGAGAAUCAGGGAAACGUUCUUGCUGGUAAACAAAGUGAACUUAGAAAACAGAUGGCCAUCUUGCAAACGAAACUUAUGAUGGAAUCGCAGCAGGAGGUGAAGACCAGUGCUCGAAAAUCUCUUCUAUCCCUGUUAUUCUCGUGAUGCCUUGAAGAAAGCAGCUCAACCCAAGUGAUACGAUACAGUCUUAAAAUUAUCUGCAUGAGCCCGGCGUGGCUUGGAAGUUCUGGUUGGAAUGAUCAUACCCUCUAGGUUCACUGGUCUGUUAAGUGCGGGCUCCCCUUUCUAUCUAGACACAAACGAAACCUGAAGAGCUGAGUGAGAGCUGUUGAAAA